Messenger RNA from Rhizophagus irregularis DAOM 181602=DAOM 197198, 244 nucleotides. Lineage: Eukaryota; Fungi; Glomeromycota; Glomeromycetes; Glomerales; Glomeraceae. The record is from RefSeq and is a predicted model, not a curated record.
UUUAUGUUAAAGUUCAUAUUGUAUAAGAAUUUAAAAAAUGAUACCCUCCUUAAUAGAUGAACAAAAUAUUGUUCAUAUUUCACAUACUUUUCGAACUUUCGAAUUACAUAAACCUAGCUUACAUAAGGUCAUAUAUCAAAACGUACGGUUAUGACAACAUAAGUCUUAAGAGGAGCAUUUACAUUGCAUUUUUGAAAAAAAAAAAAACUUAAAAUACUUUUGUAUUAGAAUUCAUUAUAUACUU